Neurospora crassa OR74A is the source of this 4425-nucleotide messenger RNA. It is a transcript of the gene ccg-9, whose product is annotated as clock-controlled protein 9. Gene Ontology annotation, molecular function: glycosyltransferase activity. The coding region runs from base 1333 to 3930 and encodes 865 amino acids. The transcript is spliced from 5 exons. The record is from RefSeq and is a predicted model, not a curated record. NCBI's taxonomy places the organism in Eukaryota, Fungi, Ascomycota, Sordariomycetes, Sordariales, Sordariaceae.
ACAACAACGGAGCACUAAGGGAGCUCCAGCUUGUCUGUAGCACUACAUCGUCGCAACGGGCGAAGUGGAUAUCAAGUACAUCAUCAUCAUCAUGAAGAGGCGACCAGCUUCUCCGAGGCCAUAGAAUUGGGAAAUCUCGCCAUCAAGGAUACGGAAUGAGCCACCCAGUUUCGACCUAGCACAACCACACCCCCCUACCUAAUCAGCCUCACCGGCCGCCCCAAUGAACCCGGGAUCCUAGGUAGACACAGUUUAGAGCUUGACAGCCAGGUGACUUUGUCUGAACCAAUAACACUUUAUCCGAAACAUUGCAAGUGCACUGGCUCUCCUCGAUCACCUCAGCCAUCACCCGUUUCCCGGCGUCCGACAGAUUUCCCCCCGCGAGACAUGCCUCUUCUACCAAGAACCGAUCCCGGAUGCUGCGGGUGGCCCGCAAGCAAAACAUCGGCUAUCACGUUGUGAUGCGGUGAUUGCUUUCCUUCGUUCACCGACCUUUGUGCCCAUUAUACAUCUCAUGCAAAGAGCAAUUCGUACCGGGACAGCUCUCCUUGGCUUCCAUGCUGUACAACACCGCCCCUCACAGCUUCCAGACAACUUCUCCCAGUGGGGUGGUGGGAUGGUGUCGAGAUCAGCUGCCACCACGUCUGGGGAAAUACCAAGUAGAGUGUUACGGACAAGCAUCCACCCUGAACUUCAAAGCGUAACCCCGUUGUACCUCGACAAAGAGCCACAGACUUCACUUGGCAGCAAGCGAUCGGCAGCCGUCCAGGCAAUUUCAGAUUGUAACAUUGGCAGUCAUCACAGGUGGCAAUUACCCUCGGACAAGGGAGGUAAACUUUUGCGAGGAAACUGAAACUGUCACACCGUAAAUGUGAAAGAGGGAUUCGGUAAGACAUCGAAGGAGUUGAAGGAGGAGACAACAGAAAGACCCGACAGCCUCAUAUGCCCGUGCCCGUACCGCCGUCACGGGGGUCUAGAGGUCGAGGUCCAAACUGGAAAGAGAGAACCCCGCCUUGAUCAUUGAACGAGAGUCGGAGACUGACAAGGAUCAACCAGACAAUGCAGAUGGCCGGACGGGAAAGAAGGAGGGGAUCCCGGGGGUUUAGCCAAACAAGAGCGACAAAGGUGGUGGAUGCCAACCCAUACAAUGCACUACCCGCACGUGUUGCGUCACCACCUCACCUCCCACCUUCCGUGUCCCAGGUCGUGCCCGUCAAGCGACUUCCGAAUACUUGAUCAAAAAGUGGAAGUAACACUGCAGAACCCGCACACCACCCACCCAAGGCCACUACAAGUACUUGCCGUGCAACGUGAAGCCAUCAAUUGGAUGCAAUGGUUGAUAGGGGGGAACCCAAGCUGGCCGAGACCGACGAGUCCGCGAGCGCCGGCAUCGCCUUCAAAAACCCAUUCGCAGAUACCACCCCACACCACCCGGCCUCGAAUGACAACGACUCGUCCCGCUCCGACACAAAAAGCCCUACAAGUCCGUUGAAUGAUACUUCCGGGCCCUACAGCUCGCGUCGAAUUACCCCUUCGCUUGGCGUCCAGCAGCUUCUCAGUAAUCUUCAGCCCAGAGAUCCAUUGGCCGACCAGACGCCUGCCCCCACCAGCGACGCUGUUGCGUAUAAUUCCAGACCUUCCCUUCCACAUCAGCUCCAGAAGCAACAACACCUCGACCACCUCCAGGCCAACACCGGCCACUACACGUCUCCUAGCGGCGACAACACCCAGACCUACGAUACCCGGUCGGCUGCCUCCCAUCAUCGCAGCAUCAAGCCCAUCGCAACCGCAGUCAUGGCGUUUGAAAAGGCCCGCAAGUUCUCCACGGGCACUUCGGUGCACCGUAAGCGCCAGAUGAGCACUCUGGUGGAGAAAGAGGGUCACUUUGGUCCUGCUCUAACUACGCUCUAUCUUGGUAUCUCUGCCGUCUUUGCUGACGACCAUACGGCCGUUGUGGCCCUGGCCAUUCAUGACACAGUCUACCUGGUGGACUUCUCAGUUAAACACAUUGAGCUCGAUGACGCCCUGAAAAUGGGCGAGGACCUCAUCGCAGAAUAUGUCAUCUCCGAAGUGCAAAAGUAUGAGCACGAGAACUUUUCCAAGUUCGUCGGUGCUGGUCUCCCCACGACACUCAAGUACAUGAGCCCAACCCUCUGUUCGCGGCUCUGGCUCGAGGUGGAUAUUGUGCCCAUCGUUAUGCGCCCAGAUGAUGAGCACAAGGAAGCGACCUUCUGGGAUGUCAAGCGAGUCGAUGAACAAGCCGAUUCCAUGGCCCGAAAGUGCAUCAUGCACUUUGGCCCUUCCCUCGUUCCCCUCCUCCAGGUCGGAUUCCGAGGCAUUGUUCAAACCGAUGCUGGAUUCCGCGCCCACCUUACCACCGUACAGAACCACAAAGACACAUGCGGUCCGGCAACGUGGGAAACCACUCUGACAUUUGCCAAGAAGCUUCGUGCCAACAAGCUCAAGAUGGCCUUCUUCAGCUCAACGCCCCAAGGCGGUGGUGUUGCACUUAUGCGGCACGCUCUUGUACGCUUUGCUCGUCUUUUGGGUGUCGACCUCACCUGGUACGUGCCAAAACCACGACCCGGUGUCUUCCGCAUCACCAAAAACAUCCACAACAUCCUGCAGGGUGUCAGCCAUCCCGAUCAGCGCGUAUCUGCCGAAGAGAAGCAGGCCAUCAUUGAUUGGAUUAACGAGAAUGCCAGUCGAUACUGGUUCUCCGAGGGCGGACCUUUGCGUGCACCCGAGGAAGGCGGUGCUGAUAUUGUCGUGAUUGAUGACCCUCAAAUGCCCGGCUUGAUCCCCCUGAUCAAAAAGUAUACCCCUAACCGCCCCGUUCUCUACCGCUCGCACAUCCAGAUUCGCAGCGACCUCGUCGCCAAGGCCGGUUCGCCUCAAGCCGACAUCUGGGAUUUCCUGUGGGGCAACAUUCAGGGCGCCGACAUGUUUAUCAGCCACCCGAUUCCCAGUUUCGUCCCUCACAACGUCCCGCGCGAGAAGGUCGUCUACUUGCCAGCCACCACCGACUGGCUUGACGGCUUAAACAAGCACCUCAACCACUGGGACUCGGGUUAUUACGGAAAUCUGUACAACAACGCCUGCCACUCGCAGCGCAUGACGGAGCUCAACUGGCCCGCCCGCAAGUACAUCAUCCAGGUGGCCCGCUUCGACCCAUCCAAGGGCAUCCCCACCGUUAUCGACUCGUAUGCGGAGUUCCGUCGCCGCUGCGACAAAGCUGGCAUCACCGACGUGCCGCAGCUCGUUGUGUGCGGCAAUGGUUCCGUCGAUGACCCCGACGCCUCCCUCAUCUACGAUCAGACCAUGGCCCAGCUUGAGACAUACUACCCCGACUUGAUUCGGGACGUCAGCGUCAUGCGUUUGGAGCCCAACGACCAGGUCAUCAACACCUUGCUCUCCAAUGCCCACGUUGCGUUGCAGCUUUCCACCCGCGAAGGCUUCGAGGUCAAGGUUUCCGAGGCCUUGCACGCCGGCAGACCCGUCAUCGUCACCAACGUUGGCGGUAUCCCGCUGCAGGUCAAGGACAAGGUCAAUGGUUUCCUUGUCGCCCCUGGUGAUUGGCGUGCCGUGGCCGGUCAUCUGAUGGACCUGUUCACCGAUGACGAGCUCUGGAAGAGAAUGCAUCAUGCGGCACGGACGGGCGUCUCUGAUGAGGUCGGCACUGUCGGUAAUGCGCUUGCCUGGUUCUACUUGGCUGCCAAGUGGACCGAAGUCGGCGUAGAGACGAGUGGCAAGGGUGGAUUGAAGGGCAAUGAGCAGUGGGUGAACGACAUGGCGAGGACGGAGGCCGGAUACUUGUACACCCAAGAGGAAAACCGGUUGCCGAGACACUUUACGCAGAGGAAGCCGGAGUCCGAGUCGGAGUCUAAGGACUUGCCAAUUCAUGAGAAGAAGGCAGAGGUUACUGCUUGAUUUUAUGUUGGCGGAUCGCUUGUUUUUGGUCGAGUUUAGUUUGUUAGUUUAAGAUAUGAGCUCAUCCAUGGAGUAUCUUUCUAGCUGCCAUUACAAUGAGAGAAGUCAAAAUAAAGCUUCUGCUGUCACGAUGGAUGCUCAUCGUGUGGCAUCUUCAUAGUGAUCAGUGAAAGUUCAUCACUUUCAUGCAGCCGCUGCGCGUCUGUCGGCCGGGUAAAAUUCUGUGAGAAGCACAUUUCAAGCCGUGACAGGCAAUCCAGCUGCAGGCGUCGAAGAUCACUGAACUACAUACCUGUGUCUCGACAGCGCAGUUCCAGCCUUUGCCAGGGUAACUUAUCACGGUCCAUCAAACAAAGAUGUCCCAGACGGGAACGAUCAAGGUACACGUAUGAUGGAGGAUGUUCGCACGCCCACUCCGAAGCUGUUAACGAUAAGACAAGUAGUUGGAUCUGACAAAGACUUCUGGUCGUCGCCGUGUUUUUCUACCGCUCUCGU